Magallana angulata is the source of this 1231-nucleotide messenger RNA. RefSeq lists its product as uncharacterized. Lineage: Eukaryota; Metazoa; Mollusca; Bivalvia; Ostreida; Ostreidae. Gene Ontology annotation, cellular component: membrane. The record is from RefSeq and is a predicted model, not a curated record. The transcript has 2 exons. Bases 349 to 867 code for a protein of 172 amino acids.
ACAUCGCUCCACGACCGUGCAUCACUUCUAGCUGAGUGUGGCUGCUCGUUUGGGAGAGAGACUGGACAUUGUUAUAAGAUUCCGUUGUUUAUGAAGCACCUCGCGGGACAACAGGCAGUCUCUCGCGCGCUUCCCUCCAAGAUAUCAGACUUACAUGUAAUACGUAGAUGAUGAGAUGCUUUUAUGAUAUACGGCCACUUUUACGUGUUUUACGAUAAGGAGAGAAAAAAGUUUGCGUAAGAUUCGUCGAUUAAACGUGGGCAAAAAUUGUGAUACUGUCCAACGAUGAGGAAAUUUUGAGUGAUAUUUUUUUUGGUGUGGAAAAUUUCAAGCUCGUAUGCAACUGUGAUGGAGGGGGAUUCCUCGACAAAUAUUGAGCUACGACAGAGCUCUAGUAGUAAACAAACACCGGGCAGAAGUGUUCCCAAAACGCAAAGACAAGAAUCGUCGACAUCCAGUCGAAAGGACUCUGACACCAGUGCAAAAAGUUCAAUCAAAAAAGGACUUCCAUCUACGGCCAGUGUACGUUCGGGACUAGAAGCCGGGCAGACGACACAAAAUGGAAUGGAUUAUUAUAACGAGGCCCGCAGGGCAAUUGAAAAUCAAAAUCGGGAAACUUUUGACACUCCAGUAUUGGAAAGUAAACCACCGAAUUAUCUCUGGCUAGCUCUCUUUACGACCGUAUUCUGUAACCCGUUGACCGGCAUCGUUGCCAUGGUGAUGGCAAUCCAAGCAGAUAAUGAGUACAUCAGAGGAAAUUCCGCCAAGUGCAAAAGACUGGGUAAAAUCGUCCGCGUUAUAUCCAUUCUCUCCAUUUUGCUGACACUUACCAUUAUUGUUGUCGUCAGUAUCGUGUUCAACAUCUAGAUGUGUCGUCUGCCUCCUACUCCACGUGACUUACAAUCUACUGACGUCUGCUUCCUAUUCUCCACGUGACUUACAAUCUACCUCAGGGAUCGACUCUCACCAUAACUUAUUAUGACGGAGUCCUGCCUACAACGGAAAUAUUUUUUUUCCGUGAAUGAUGCGUGUUUAAUUUUCAAAAUAUUCAUUUGUCUUCCGUAUUAUUUGUGGUUGUUCCCUUUUUUCUUACUCUUUUGACAAACUGUCAGUGACAAGAAAAUGAUCAAUUUAUCCAUAUUUGUUUUCUUAUGCACUUUUAAACCUGAACAUGUUUAUGUAACAAUAUAUACGUUAAAAGUUGGUCAAUAAACAACUUUUUAUCCAAAAA